AGUUGGUAAAAACCCGACAAGAAAACAUGGAUUAUAUGUCUUAACGAUGUAUCUAUCUUACUCCCAUAGUAGCCUACUAUGGUGGAUUGAUACGUUAAAGGCGAGCUCGCCAAAAACUAUAGCGAGCCUUUUCCUCGAUACCAAUUGCCAAACAAUUUCACGGUUAGAAAAUAUGAAAUAAACACGUCAGUUGAGUUGGCAAACCUAAUUAUGUCAACGAGUGCACUUUAUACCCAGCAUCAAGUGUUGUACCACCACGAUUGCGUUGGUGUACGAUCACAUUUGAAGCACACAAUCAAUAUAAUUGCCACUUCUGAAUGAGCUUCGUGAAACAAAUAAAAUAAAUUUACAAACUCUACCGUAUCAUACAUAAGUGCCGUUUCAAUGGGGAGAGUAUAUUGCAUUAGUUAACAAAAUCUUCCCGUUUGUUCUGCGUGGUAUUAAGUGACAGGCAAUAUGUACAAACAGUCGUACAGAAAUGGACAUACAACAGGGUUAACAUGCGAUACGACCAUUCCGGAAUCUGUGUUUAAUAAAUGUAUGUUCAUGCAGCAGCGAGCUCGAUCGUUAACGACCACCUAUAGCGAAAGGGUCGAUUUUCUACCGGAUCCAUCACUCCCGCGAACGGCGGGGGAUUGGAGCGACAGUGAUGGCGACACACCUCGAAAGUUUGUGCUGACGAAAAGAGGUGAGCAAGAUGACGUAGGAGGGUGCGGGGGCAGCAUCGGGGGCGAAAUGUCAACACUUAGAAUCUUAACAGAAGACAGUGACAACACUGAACGCGUGCCGAGCGCGACCAGCACUAAUGAGAAUCAAGACCCGGGAGAUAAUGAUGACAGAACCAAUAACGAUAUUCGGCAUUUAAUACGAGAAAUCCGCAUCGAAUCGCUUAGCGCGAACAAAGGAUCCGCGACGAACAAUGGUAGACGGCUGUACAAGAGGAGGGAAGACAAUGGUAAGGUGACACGGUCUGUACAUGGAGACAAGGGCUCGGACUCGGAAACAUGUUGCUCAAAACACGGGCACAGAUUGUCAGGACAAGAGUCGUUUCAGGUACUGGCAACAAGUAAAGUAUUCGGCUUUCCCAGCAGAUCUGAAGGAAAAGAAAUUUGGCAUCAGCGGCGCUCAGCUACGACGGAUCUGCAAUCGAGCUCGUUCACGAAUAAAAGCGAGAGCGAUCGUGACGCAAAAUCAACAACGGAAUUUAUUUACGAUCUGAGUUGCUUCAAAAAUAGACCGCGAGACGCGCAGACUAGCAGUGUAAAGGGCAGCGCACUUGGAAGACAGCAGCCUGUCAUAACAAGCCCUCGAGACGAAAGCGAAGAAUGUUAUGAAAAGGCGGUUCGUAUUGAAACCAUUCAAACUCCACCGCAGCGCAAACAGUCUUCUGAAGACACGGCCCCCGAAUCCGAGUUCAAGUGCACCGGCGCAAAUUUAAACGAAGACGUUGAUCUUUAUGCGAUAGUCUGCAACAAAGAGGACAAAGACGUGAAGACGCAGGAAUUGCUACUGACGAUAAGACCGAUUUCGAAUCAUUCAAGAGGCGGGCAAGAACGACCGUUCUCAGGCCGAAGCCUUACGGGUAAGUUUGUGCUUCUUACAGACCUGGACGACUCAACUGAAGAGACAGUUGACACGCUCAAUUCAUUAGAAGAGAAAACACAAGUAGACUCAGCUGCAUUUAACGAAGCACAACACCAUCGGAAAAUGACAACUAUCACUCGCGAACACGAAUCACAAACAAAACAAGGCGCAGAUGAUGGUCACGUGCACCGUCAGAAAGCACAAUCUGAAAACUGUUUAAGCGAUUCUUUAAAGUCUCCAACCGAAGGCAGUUUAGAAUUCUUAGGAAAGUUUCGUCACCCGUCCCUUUCUCAGCAAGUUCCUCUUCGUGAAGUUUUCGCUAAAACUUACGAGGGAACUAGCAGUGAAGUGAGCGCUACCGACAUAGACGAUAAACAGAUCAUACCACAAGCAGUUUACACACAAGAGUCAGCUACGUCGUUAAACCCAAUUGAUGACUGCAUAGGAAUGGAGAGACACACCACUUACAGCUUCGGUGAUGGGGAAGACUUGAUUGGAUUUCCUUCUCCUCCUCCGAGUGCGUUAAAAAAAAGAGGGAGUGUCGGAAGCGCAGGGAAAAAGCAACGAGUUAAGUUCGACCUGGACCUCGAAAUACAUGUGGUACCUCGGGAAUCAACACGCACAACGCCGACAGAGAGAUCUUAUGAAUUACAAGGAGUAGAAUCUACAGACUCCUCGCAUGGAUACCUCGAAACGUCAACAUCAGUUGAUAAUCCAACUGAUGGAUUCGACGACGACCUGGAAAAUCUGGGAUUGGAACUAACUAAUCCGUUUGGAAGGAUGUCGGUUCGAAGUUCGGUCACCCCGUUUCGAGUAAUAACAAGCAGGCCUGAUACUGCAUCCAAUGCAGACGACAAACCUAAAACACUAAAAACUACAGGUGCACGAACAGGAAGAAGAGAUUCCUUUGAUAUUUUACAGAUGCAGCAGUUUUUGAAACAGCAGUCAAGAGAAAGGGCCAAUCCAGGAACUGCAUCAAGCCAUGGAACGCAAAAAACUUCAGUUCAAACACUCAGGUCGAUGGAAGGGGGUUCAACGAACUCUUUUCCAGCGCGUCCUGUCAGAACUCAUCUGAAAAACCCUGAUCAAUAUAACCAGGAAAGGUUCAUGCCUCGGUACUCACAUGUUCAAUUACAGAGACAGUACGAGGAUUGGCGAGAGCGUAAACAAAGGCGCCACCGUGCGGUUGCCCGGCAAAAUGCCCUGGAUCGGACACACGCCGACUGUGGCCAUAAACCAUCAACUGUCGACGAAACUGAUACGGACUCGAGUGUUUUGCCGAAGCCUCAACCGCAUUUAAUAAGCUCACCUAACCAGCGAAUCAUGUCGGCAGAAACAAGUCCUUUUUACCGAAGGUUAACCACUGAAAGCGAACCAGCCUUGCUCAGGAACACAAAAGCGGCACAAUUUCCUAACCCACAUGACGGCCUCCCAUUCUCGCAUGAACUUACAGGUGGCGAGGGGUUUCGGGGAGGAGCGGUUAGACCAAAAACCAGCGAAUCUUCCAACACAAGACGACACCUAUGGCGCACCCAACAACCGCGAUCGAGAGAAACCUUACUUGAAGCAAGUCCUAACAUUGCCGAACGACGGAAGGACCAAAACAGAGGGGUCGUUAACGUCGAUAAGUUAAACGGGCGGUUCAAUUUCGCAAGACUUUCGGCAGGAGCUCGCAGUGCGUUGAAAGAUGCCCACCGAGCCUAUGUUAACAGCGUGAACGAAGCUAAAACGAACAAAGCGCUUUCUGAUUAUGGAAAUGAAGUCACAAGUUGCGUGAAUCGGGUCUCCGGUAAAGUCUACCAGGAACGCGACUCGCACAAUGAAAGAAUUUAUUUGGACAGUCGUUCCUCAUUGCCAACCACGUUACCUAGCCACGCCCCCGUGCGGCGAGGUGAUAACAAUGUUGAGGGCGCUUGGAGGCGACAGAGAGCAACGAAGCAACAGGGGUUAACAGGACAACGGGAUUCAAAAAGCAUUAUGCCAAAUCUAAUUCAAAGUCAAACGAACCAAACUUUUUCACGACAUUCGGCCGUCACCGUCAACUCUCUCGGGUUAACUGCGUACACACCUAUAAAUGCAAACGCGCCAGAAAAAGCUAAGGAAAGUAGAACUGCAAAAAUGCCGAGGAUAGAAAGAUCGGUAGCGGAGAGAGUACGCAGGACGGGGGUUCAUCGCGAAAGCCGGAACUCCGUAAACUCACCAGCAGCAGGUUCAAGACUUCUUAUUUCGUUUAACAACUUGGCACCAAGCAAGUACAAGAAGCGAAAUAUUUCAGGCGAAGGAAACGCGGGUCUGAUCGUAACCCCUCGACUCUUUGCAUAAAUAUAGAUAUUAUGAAGAAGGUCGACCAAUAAUGCUUGAAAGUUUUACCGUGUACAAUCACACUGAAGAUGUUUGUCUCUUAUGUAAUGUUAUUUUAACUGUCCUAUCAUUAUAGGCAGUUGGUGUUGGGUAUAUAAGGUGUUGCGUAUAUAUAUGGUGAUUGUACAUACGGUUGUUCGUGGUUUGAGUUCUAGUUAGUGUGAACGGGCUUCCGAUGCAAUAAAGAGUCAGUUUGGCACCA
Ciona intestinalis (vase tunicate) is the source of this 4147-nucleotide messenger RNA. The record is from RefSeq and is a predicted model, not a curated record. NCBI's taxonomy places the organism in Eukaryota, Metazoa, Chordata, Ascidiacea, Phlebobranchia, Cionidae.